AGAGAGCGCUUGAGAUCUUCAGGCAGGGCAGUCAGACCGAAUUAUACUACUUUCCUCCUAUUUCGCGAUCGGUUCAGCACUUGUGCUAGAAUUUAUUUUAUUAAAGUCGAGAGGGGGAUGUUUUCCUUUUGUUUAAAUAUUUUGUUUACGUGGAAUAUUCGAUUGGUUUUGAAUUCGGACGGUUUUACCAUCAGUCGGACAGGGUCAUUUACAGCGCCAGGGACUGGAGAAGAGAGACAGGGAGUACGCACUAUUUGUGCUGAGAACCUAGAUCUCGAAAUACCAAGGAUAUUAUUGCUGAAUGAUUUAAUUAUCAAUAACUUGUGAAUACUUUGAAUUCAGUUUAGAAAAAUAGCAUCAACAACCUAUGUCGCUUUUACUUUAUCCGUAUUCAUGUUCACUUCCCCCGGAAUAGGUGCACUGUGCCUUUCUGAAAGCUAGUAUUAAAAUUAACCUGUCAUUCAACGCAAAAGAACAAGUUGGAUAACAUUUAUAGGCAAAACAUUUAUUGCAUUUUUAUUUAUUUUAUUUAUUAUUCGCGCGUGCACCGUUCACGUCCUGAAUUUAUUAAUCUUAACACACUAACAGUAUCACCGAGGGAUUAUAGCCUGUUUGCCCGAGGAUGCGACUCAGCUGAGGUCGGGAUCUUUCGGUGAAAAGCUCCGAGGAAGGGCCAGACCGGACUAGAUCCUACACUACCUUUAAGACUGAGUCCGGAGCAGAAAAUGAGGGCGCCUGGUGGGGUGAUCUUCUGGCUUCUUUCGGUGUUGUGUUCGCUCUCCAGAUCUUGGAUGGCCAGUCUGAGCAGUCUUGGAGGUAGGCAUUUGAACAAUAUGCUGGGGCCGAAGAAUUACAACGGAGUGGCGAACUUCAGCACCUUUCUGUUAGACCGUUCGUCAGGGGUUCUCUUCCUGGGUGCAAAAGAUGCCAUAUUGGCUGUGGACACCAACAACCUUGCACAGAAAUCAGCCCCGAUUGUGUGGGAUGUUCCUGAUGACAAGAAGAAGUCAUGUAUGGCCAAGGGGAAAACAGAGGGUGACUGUAGAAACUACAUUCGCCUCUUGGAGUUCAUCGGAGAUGGGCAGAUCUAUGCUUGUGGAACCUAUGCGUUUGACCCACAGUGUGCCUUCCUGAACAUGUCUUCACUCUCUCUGGAGCGAGGAGAGGAUGGAGGCGUGAGGAUGGAAACUGGCAAAGGCAAAUGUCCCUUUGAACCCACCCAGCAUUACACAGCUGUCAUGGCAGGAGGUAUCUUGUACACGGCUGCCACCAGUAACUUCCUGGGAACGCUUUUCGAUAUUUCCCGGGCAACUGGACAGGAGCAGGAACGUAUCCGCACUGAAAGAUCCAUCAACUGGCUCAGUGACCCAGAGUUUGUGUCCUCAGCGUUCAUCCAACAGGAUGAGGACAACAACCCAACAGGAGACGACGACAAAAUAUAUUUCUUCUUCACAGAGGUCGCCAAGGAGUACGACCUCUACACUAAGGUCAAAGUUCCUAGGGUCGCACGCGUCUGCAAGUCCGAUGUUGGUGGUAUGAAGACACUGCAGAGGCGCUGGACCACCUUCCUGAAGGCUCAGCUGGUGUGCGAGGACAGAGCUAGUGGGCAACGCUACAACAUACUGACAGAUGUCUUCACAGCACAGCACACACCUGGCGAUCCAAGUUCAACACACUUCUAUGGGCUCUUCACUUCUCAAUGGGAACAUGAGGAAUUGUCAGCUGUGUGUGUAUACAGUCUGUCCGACAUCAGUAGAGUAAUGGAUGGACCAUUCAAGGAACUCAGGAAGACCUGCGAGAACUGGAUCAACCCAGAACCAGUGCCAACACCUAGACCCGGACAGUGUCUGAACAGUGCUCUGAGGGCUGAGGGCUUCGAGUCUUCUCUCAAGCUACCAGACAAGGUGUUGACAUUUAUGAGAGACCACCCUCUGAUGGAGAACAGCGUUAUCGCAGCCCCCCUACUGGUGAGGAGAGGAAUCACAUACACUAAAGUAGCUGUUACCAGGACGGCCAUGGGGUUGGAAGCCGAUCAGAACAAUGCAGCUACUGUGUUGCAUCUUGGCACAGACCGCGGAGAGCUCCAUAGAGUGGCAGUGGUAGGACAAAACACUACCCUACUGCAGGAGAUGCCUCUGUUUCCCACACAGGAACCUGUCAACAACAUACUGCUACACAAGGGCCAGGCUUUGGUGGGUUCUCCCCUGUACCUGGCCCGUGUGGGGGCUGAGGGGUGCAGCCUGUACUCCUCCUGUGAGGUGUGUGCCUUGGCGAGACCUCUGGGGUGUGUGUGGAGGGCCAAAGAGGAAUCCUGCAGCCCUGGCAAGACAGGUGUAAUUCAGGGAGAGGAGGUACAGAAUGCUCUGAGAUUGUGUGAUAGUGGAUUAGGUCAUUGCUCCCCUGCCCAGAAGGAGCUACGUGUCUCACUGGGUCUUCGUGUCCUGCUUUCCUGUGUCCAAGUGUCACCACUCCCCUGUACCUGGGAACACCCACCACACAGACGCACGCGUCAGCACCAUUCCGAUCUGGAGGUCACUGUCACAGAGGAGAGCCUAGGGAUAUACACUUGUCAUUGUCAGGAGGGUGUUCAAGCAGGUAAGGAGAGUCAUCCCUGUAUUAGAGCCUCCUACCAACUAACCCUGGAGAGUCCCAGUGUUGGGAGUGCUGUGGCAUUAUCCGGAGGGCGCCAUGUACUGGCUGUCUACAUUCUCUGCUUCAGCAUUGGCGUUGCCUUUGGAGGCUUCCUCCUCUACUUCCUGUCCAAGCGCUGUAGAAUUGGGCAGCGCCAUCCUGAUCAUUCCCUGUCCUCUGAGAAGGGCCGGGAUUUGCUGGGCUCAUCGGCGACACCCCAGUCUCCAAGCAGUGCUAGUUUGUUGUCCGAGGGUUUCCCGCUGACAGAGAAGAGGACAGGGAAUGGGACACUGCUCCUUACCCACCACCACAACAACAGCAAUGGUCACCAUGGCAACUACGGGGUUGGCGUCGCCUACGACAGUAACCGUGGCAAUGGUGGAUAUGCUAACAACACUAACUCGAACACAGCAGUGACGUCGGCAACGUCGAGCGUGGCAGAGGGGCUAAAGCUCCACAUUCAUGAGACUUCAAUGGACGAGAGGAGGGGGGGAGAGAGGGGGAGGCCAGAGGAAGGAGAAAGAGGUGGAGAGGGGGAUGAUGAGGAUGAGGGGUUAGGGGAGGGAUUGGGGGGACUCGAGGAGGAGCUUGCGGGGUUCACAUUGUUUAAGUUACCAGCACCGUUAGCUCAGUGUGAAGAAAGUUCCAUCUGAUACACAUCUCACUGGACACAGAACAGAUAUGAGACAUGGGACAGAUGUUAACAUGUGAAAAACAUGAAAAUAUAUAUGGGAGACAUAUGAAAGACACAUGAACAUAAAAGCAUGUCAGAGAUGUGAAAGAGGGACAGUAUGGACAUGGGACUGAUAUGAAAUGGACAUGAGGAGGACGUUACAUCUGUUUCAAAGGAAUAUAUGAGCAUGCACAUGAUUGAGAAGUGACAGAGACAAGGGAGCAGUACGCGUGACAGAUGUUGAGACGUUUUUCCAGGAACCUUUCAAAAAGCAGUGCAUUGCAUCUCCAUCUUAGUCAUCCUAUCUCCAUCUUUGUCUUCUCUUGCUAUCUCUCUUCUCACAGCUACACUAUAUUCUUUCCCAGACAGCAGUCAAAAGUCAUGAUUGCAAACAGGACUUGGAAAGGAUUGACAUUUUGGAAUGGAACUUGGAACUUUCCCAUUUGGGAAAACAGAUAAUAUCUUACUUGGCUAGACUCCAUUUUGUUUUUUUGAGUGUGACAUAGCCAGGUGUUACAAUCAAAAUAUCUUGUAUGUAUUAAAUAAUAAUAAAGCAUUUUAAUAUAAUGUAA
This is a messenger RNA of Esox lucius (northern pike), 3876 nucleotides long. RefSeq names its product sema domain, immunoglobulin domain (Ig), transmembrane domain (TM) and short cytoplasmic domain, (semaphorin) 4F (gene sema4f). Gene Ontology annotation, biological process: positive regulation of cell migration; axon guidance; negative chemotaxis. The record is from RefSeq and is a predicted model, not a curated record. The transcript is spliced from 18 exons. Lineage: Eukaryota; Metazoa; Chordata; Actinopteri; Esociformes; Esocidae. Gene Ontology annotation, molecular function: semaphorin receptor binding; chemorepellent activity. Bases 726 to 3284 code for a protein of 852 amino acids.